Messenger RNA from Penicillium lagena, 1806 nucleotides. Its product is annotated as Cupin domain protein. The record is from RefSeq and is a predicted model, not a curated record. Gene Ontology annotation, cellular component: kinetochore. Gene Ontology annotation, biological process: attachment of mitotic spindle microtubules to kinetochore; spindle attachment to meiosis I kinetochore; kinetochore assembly. Bases 1 to 1806 code for a protein of 601 amino acids. Lineage: Eukaryota; Fungi; Ascomycota; Eurotiomycetes; Eurotiales; Aspergillaceae. The transcript is spliced from 5 exons. Gene Ontology annotation, molecular function: centromeric DNA binding.
AUGGCUCGAGGGCCAGGCAAGGCCCGCGACUAUGAUUACUCCAAUGUCGGCACCGCAGGAAGGCGUACUGGCCUCACUCUGAAGGAAGGCAGACGCGACGAACAUGGCAUGGAGGAAGUAGAUGGCUUGUUUUCGUCUCCUGAGAAGUCGCCGGUCAAGCUGAACGGAUUUGGCACCGCGACAGACGACGAUUCCGUUGGCUCGGAAAUGUCGAUGGACGAAGGCAAUGGGCCUGGCCCCAUGGAUUUUCUCGGCACGAAUGGCUCCCGCAACUCGUACUUCCGACCACCUCUCGCGCGCUCCCCUAUGAAGAGUGGCCUGACAGGGUCACCACGGAGGACUCCUGGUUUGCGAUCUUCCCCCGAUCCGCAGAAUGAAGACAUGUCGUCCAGCCCCUCUGAGGGCAGAAGUUUGCUUUCCACCCGGGAAAACACGCGUCUGGAUCCCUCUCCCUUAACUGCCCGCUCAGCGAAUAUUUCGAACAAGAAGAGCAAUGCCAAGAGAACCCUGAAAACACCAGCCGUUGCGCUGGACUUUUCAGACGACGAGAACGAAGACCAACUGAAUGGUGACGAGAAUGGCGAUUUUGGGGACAGCUUUGAUAUCGGCAAUGAAGUCAUGGCAGGCGACAAUGAAAUGUCUGAUUCUCCAGCUCCUCAAAACAAUCUGGAUGGCGACUCGUCUUUGAUGGAAGCUGGUUCGCGCCGGGCUGAAAAAGCUGCACCAUCUUCGACCGCAAAGAGAGGAGCCCUGUCGAAGACUUCCAGCGCCAGCAAGACUGAGCCCAAAAAGCGUGGACGUCCCCGAAAGGACCAACAGCCGGUCGACGAAGAAGUAGCCGAUCUGAGACUGACCAAGAAGUCGAAGACGACUGCCUCGGCUCCUCAACGAGCGCGCGAGCCUCUGGAUCCGGAACUCGACAAGGUGGUUGAGAAUUACGCGAACCGUACCGGUCCUCUGAAGGGCCGCAGCUUGUACAUCCUCAAGCGGGAGAUACCCUCAGAGAACAAUGGUACCCACACCCGCUCAGGACGAGUGUCAGUUCGCCCCCUUGCGUACUGGCGGAAUGAACGAUGUGUUUACGGCGAUGGAGAGGCUGUCGAAGGGCAAAGAUACCCAUUGUCAACCAUCAAGGAGAUUAUCCGGACCGAGGAGCUUGAGCCGGAGAAGCAGACGAAGAAAGGCAAGCGCGCGGGCCGGAAAUCCAAGUCGCGGAAGAGCAAAGAUGAUAGCUCAGACGAGGAGGAUGAAAAUGCCGAUGUUUGGGAGAAAGAAGGAGGUGUUCUUCAUGGCUAUGUUCGAAAAUGGGACGGCGACCUGCAGGCAGGAAGCACUGAGGAAGAGGUUCUCGACAUUGCAUACGCACCGUCCGGUAUCGAAACGAGAGAUGUCAAAGGCUCCACCUUCCGGUUCGCCAAACUACUCAGUUCGACGUUCAUUGGGUCCGGUGUCGUUGAGCUUCCGCCUGCGGGUGUCAAAAAGCCAAAGAAUUCGAAGAAGAUGCAUAUGGUCUUUUACGUGUGCCACGGACGCGUGGACGUUGAUAUAUCAGGAGUUCAGUUCAGCGCUGGCAAAGGAUCUGUCUUCCAGGUUCCGAGGGGGAACUACUACAGCUUUCAAAACUCAUAUGACAGGGAAACGCGGCUGUUCUUUACUCAGGGAUGCGUUCCAGCCGAGAGCGAAAUGUCCCCUGAGGCGUCCGCGUCCAGAGAUCCUGGGCCCGAAAGCGAAGUUGAGCCUGAAAGGGCGCCUCCUGCGACGAAGGGGCGAGGUCGGCCCAAAGGCAAGCAGAAGGCCAGCAAAUAA